CACAGCACGCCAAGGCCCGCCUCUCUCGGGAAGGCCGCGCUUCGCCCCCCCAUUGGCUCUCUUCUGUCAGAGGCGGGGGCUGCCAGUGUCCCGGGCGUGGCUGGUGGGGUGGGUCGGAAGCGCCUUCUUGGUUCCCUCCAUCCUACCCUAGCGCGGCGCUGGGGCUCGCCAAGCUCCUCGGUGGCUUCAAACCCAGAGGUCCGCAUCCCCCUGCUGCCGCCCGGAUCGGGCCCCAGCUUUUUAGUGCCAAAAGAUGAGUCGAGGAUACUCAGAAAACAAUAACUUUCCAUAUGAUAAUAAUCAAAUGGUUUUGGACAUGAUCCUGUACUCUUUAAUCGGUGUCCCUCAGCCUAUCAACUGGGACAGUGUGGCAAGGCUGGUUCCAGGAUUUACAUCCAAAGAGUGUGCAAAAAGGUUUGAUGAACUGAAAAGCAGUGGAAGUUCACCUGUUGACAACCAGUACAAUCCAUUAAUGGCUACUGGUGGGAGUCCUGUUGAAACCCUAGCUACAUACAUCAAAUCCUCUCUGCUGGAUACACAGGGGGAGUUUCAAGAGCCUUCCAUCGGGCAGAAUUCAAUUUCCAUAACUGGAAGGUCCAGUGUUGCUUCCACAAGAAACUGUUCUUCAGAAGCUGAGAAACGUUCUGCACAUAAAGGUGGAGAAAAUGCUGAUGAAAGUCAAGGGCCAAAUAUGGUGAUCCACGUGUGUGACGAAGCAAAAAAUUUGAAGGAAGAUUUUGUUUGUCCUCGAGAUCUUUUGAUUUCUGAAAUGAAGUACUUUGCUGAAUAUCUGUCUGUGGAUGCCCAGCGCUGGGAAGAGGUGGACAUUUCAGUUCACUGUGACGUUCACAUCUUUGACUGGUUGAUAAGAUAUGUUAAAAGGAACACUAAGGAAUAUGAAGUGUAUGAAAUACCCGCUUUAGAACCAGGAAAUGUCAUUUCGAUUCUUAUUUCUUCUGAAUUUCUGAAGAUGGAUUCUUUAGUAGAAAAAUGUAUUCAUUAUUGCCACAAAAACAUGAGUGCUAUCAUAGCCACCCCAUGCAACAUGAACUGUGUCAGCGGUGACCUCCUUAAGCGUAUCGCUGAUCUUUUCACACAUAAUGAAGUGGACGAUGUGAAGGACAAAAAAGAUAAAUUUAAGAGUAAACUUUUCUGCAAGAAGAUUGAGAGACUGUUUGAUCCAGAGUACCAGAAUCUAGAUUCUCGGGGAAAUGCAGCAACAUUGUACAGAUGCUGUUUAUGUAAGAAGCUUUUAACUAAAGAAACAGAAAGAAGAGUCCCUUGUGUUCCAGGAAAAAUCAACAUAGAUCAACAUGGAAAUAUUAUUUAUGUUCAUAUAAGAGAUAAAACUUGGGAAGUCCAUGAAUACUUGAUCAGUCUUUAUGAGGAAUUAAAAUCUUGGCGAGAUGUGUACUGGCGCCUCUGGGGGAUUAUCAAUUGGCUGAGUUGUUCAAGAUGUAAUCAAUCUUUCCUAUGUACUGAAUUUUCUCACUGCCAGUACCAUGCACAGCCAGUUCUUUAUCCCGGUGUGGCAAGCGCAUUGGGUACAUCUGGCACUGGAAUAUAUCCCUGCUGUAACCAAAAAAUUCUUCGAUUUGAUCCUACUCCACUUCCAAAGGGCUGUAAAGUGCGGGAUCAUGUGAUCGGUUUACCGGCUGGAGGUGAAGGUGGGGAUACUCUGCCAUAUCAAACUACUAAAAUAUUGAAUGAUCUGCUUCAGCAUAGAGAUGUUGUUGUUGUACCUUUUUCUAAAGAUCAGAAUAGUGAUUCUGGGAUUGGGCUGUGUGAUGAGAGAGGGAUUGAAUGUGAUGUGCUGUUAGAACCAAAUACACCGUGGGGCCCAAAAACUGGAGAAAUCAAUGCUUUUCUUUCUCUGAAAAACUGGACUCUACAGCUGAAACAACAGUCAUUGCUAUCAGAAGAGGACGAGUAUACCACUGGCUCAGAGGUCACUGAGGAUGAAGUGGGGGAUGAAGAGGAAGUAUACAAGAAACCAGGGAGAAAAGAAAAGCCAAAGAAGUUAAUCAAACAUCCAAAGAAACAAGUUUCUUCACCUAGUGUUCAAAAAAAGGAGAAACCAAUGGAGAAGUCAAAUUCUCGAGAUGCAUCUCCAUUCAUUGUGAGUAUGCAGCAGAAUAAGUGGGAUGCUUCUAGAUCACUGAGAUUCAACCAAGAUGCUCAAAGAGAAGACGAUCAGCGAAGGAUGUGUGAGAUUACAGGGCACCUAAUAAAAAUGAGAUUGGGAGACCUGGACCGGGUCAAGUCAAAGGAAGGCAAAGAACAUGCAGGUGGCAUUUACUCUAGACUUGAAGCUCAGAUAAAGGCCUCAGCGCAAGUCAGUGCUCGACAAAAUAGCACAGAGAAAAACACAAGGUCUAAAUCUCGCUUUGGUCAAGGCCGUCCAACCUAAGGAACCUCAGGAAGAAACCAUAGCCAGAAUUCAUUGCUGCUUCCUGGAACUGUACUGUACUUCAAUACGGAGAAUGCAUUCUCCAAAAGCUUUUAAGUGACUUAUUUAUUAUUUAUUCCUGUAAGCCAUGUAAAUUAUUCUGCUAUGAUGAAUGAAUGCAAAAUCCAGAAAGCUCUAAUACUUAUUUUAAUUGUAAAUACAGUUUCUUAGAUUGCUUUUUUUGGCUAUUGUGUUAAGCUACAUAGAAAACAUUUUAUAAACCUGCAAAUUUAAAAUAUUUGAAAAUCCUUGCUUAUUGAAGAGUGGUGCUUAUAAACUACUCUAGACCAUCACUUUUAACUGCUAGACAUUUUAAAAUGAAGAAACUACUGAAUUAUGAGUGCAAUCAGCAAUGUUUAAAUGCAUCAUCUAGUAUUGUGAUUUGAACUGUACAUCUGGGGGUGAUCUUUAUCUUGCUUACACUGGUUUGACUGAUGUAACUUUAUUGAAGUCCAUGGAAUUACUUCUGAUUGACAAGGAUAUAAGUGCAAUCAGAAUCAGGCCCCUAGGCUUUCCUCCACAUGUCCACACAACUUCCAUUCAUGCUAAGGCAAGCAUCAAGGGGGAUUAGACCCCUAAAGAUCACGUGAAAUGAACCUACUGAAGGUAUGAUAACUUUGCAUCUUGCAUGAGGCAUUCAUUUUCUCAACUUUACUGCAUGGAAAAACAUGUUCAUUCUCAUUUUGGUCCUGACUCUUCUUCUGCAUCAUACAGUUCUUUGUUCCCUUUUGUUGUCUGAGCUUUAGAGGCAUAGUAAAGCAGUUUCUUCCUUUAGUAAUACCAGUGCCACUGUAUCUUUGCUAGCAGAGGUGGUGUAAAUUCUGUACCUUUUGAAAUGAAAGGCAAUCACUUUGAGGCAUCUUGCCUAUGUAGAUCUGGCCGGGAAGUAUGUUCCUAGACCUGUCUGAAUAAUCCUGUUUGGCAAUCCAAUGUUCUGAUAUGGUUCUACUGGAGCAGUAGGGUCCAUGUUUGUUUUAGUGCACAGUCCAGUAGUACCACAAUGGGACAACUUGCCUGGGAAAAAAUCGUGUUUAUUCAAAGGAAAUUGCAAUAAAGCAGUAUUUUGAAAACCACAUUCUAAUUUUUCUAAGCAGGCAAAAAGAGCACUCAGGGAAAACUUAUUCCAGACCAUAAUCAUUCAAUAAAAUGUGUGUUUGGAAAUAAGCUCAAGAUCUCUGGGGGAAAAAAAUCCUUCCUUAAAAUGUAUUCUCUAUUUGCAGGCCUGUAUUUGCCUUGUUUCUAGAAUUUUUCUAAUAAUUGAAAUUGGAAAUUAGGCAUGGUGGUGAUUGAGAGAGGGUGCAGGUUCAUUAAAAAUAAGUGUUAGCUCUGUUUACAUGUGUUCCUCCAAGUUAACAUCAAUCCAAACGUCAUUGAAACCAAUGAAAGGACUUCUGUGGACUUCAGUGACCUUUGGCUUGGGGUAUGAUUGGUAGGUGCAGCAGUGCUUUAUCUUACAUUCAUAAGAGACAUGGCUUUAUCAAAACCUAUUGUUUGUUUGCAAAAAAAAAAUCAGUUUUGUAUUUUAAAAGUUGUGUUUAUACUAAAUAUUAUUUUAAAAACUCAUUUUCUUAAAAAAUGGUUUACAAUUCACUAUGUGCAAAAAUAUUAGUUUUCUAGCUUGUAUAGAAGUCUGUCUAAAGCUGCACAUGUAAACUUUGCUAAGCAAGUUGCAAAUUGAACAAGGAGGAGUGUGAGUGUGUGUGUAAAAGAUUUUUUAAAACUGCUGACUUGAAAAAGGGAAAAAAAUUCUCUCCAGGAGGGGAAAGUCUAAUGAUUUGGUUUAUGUCAAAAUGUCAUUUUUACAUGCCAGUAUCCUUCAUAAUAUUCUAUUCAAAAUGUGCUUUUUUUCUUUUUUAUAAACAUAUGCCUGUAAUAUAUGUAGUGGAAGUGCAAUUCACAUUUUAUUAAGUAUUAGUAGUAGUUUCUUUGACAAAUUCCAUUCACUUUUAUCCUGUAUUAACUUUGAAGUCAUGUCUCAGUUUAACUGAAAUAAAUGUUACUGAUUUAAAAACAUUUUAUUUUUAGUUGACUUAUAAAGCCAAAUACAUUAUGUAGUGGGAAAUGUUAUUUUUGUUUCAGAUAAUAAUGAUUCUUGCAUGUCAUUGUCCCUUCCUCAAAAAUGUAUAGAUUCUUGAUCUCCCAUUGUUCUUUAAAGUAGCUGUCUAACUUUUCUUGAAGCAUUAUGUUACAGACUUAACAUAUAGUUGGGAUUAUGCUAUCCAAUAUGCAUUACUUUGCAUUUAUCAACAUUAAAUUUCAUCUGCCAUUUGGUUGCC
Molecule: messenger RNA, 4725 nt
Organism: Chrysemys picta bellii (western painted turtle)
Lineage: Eukaryota; Metazoa; Chordata; Testudines; Emydidae
Gene: SANBR
Product: SANT and BTB domain regulator of CSR
Source: RefSeq, a predicted model, not a curated record